AUGGCGCCGCCGGCCGGCGGGGCGGUGGUGGCGUCCUCUGAGCCGGGCUCGGCCGCGGCGCUCCGGGCCGUGCACGCCGCCGUGAGGCCGCUGGGCGCCGGGCCCGACGCCGAGGCGCAGCUGCGGAGGCUGCAGCUGAGCGCGGACCCCGAGCGGCCUGGCCGCUUCAGGCUGGAGCUGCAGGGCGCGGGGCCGGGGGCGGUCAGUUGGCGGUGGCCCCUGGACUCCGUCUCCUACACCGUCCGAGGCCCCAGCCAGCAUGAGCUGCAGCCCCCACCAGGAGGGCCGGGCGCCAUGAGCCUGCGUUUCCUCAGCCCUCAGGAAGCUCAGCUGUGGGCAGCCCUGGUCCAGGGCGCCGCCAUGGAGGGACAGAAUGGCAGUGGCAGCCCAACCCCAGCCCAGGGCCCAGGGACGUGCCCUGUUUCCCCACCCAGUCCCCCUGUGGCCUUCACGCCCAAAGCCCCCCAACCCGAGGCGGAUCCUCCCUGGAGCCCUGGAGACUUGAUGGAGAAAGAGGAGCUGGUAGGACGCCUGGCCAGGGCCAUCGCAGACGGGGACGAGGAGAGGGCAGCCCAGACGGCCGCUGCCCUGGCCCAGCAUCACGUGGCCCUCAGCGUUCAGCUCCCGGAGUCCUGCUUUCCACCUGGUCCCCUCAGGCUGCAGGUCACGGUCGAGGAUGCUGCGUCGGCCGCGUCCACGGCGUCUUCGGCCCAUGUCUCGCUGCAGGUGCACCCCCACUGCACCAUUGCAGCUCUCCAAGAGCAGGUGUUCUCGGAGUUCGGCUUCCCGCCCGCGGUGCAGCGCUGGGUCAUCGGGCGAUGCCUCUGUGUGCCUGAGCGCAGCCUUGCUUCCUACGGCGUCCGGCAGGACGGGGACCCCGCCUUCCUCUACCUGCUCUCAGCCCCUAGAGAGGCCCCAGGCUGCAGCCCUCAGCGCCCCCUGAAGACAGGUGGGGACACGGGACACUCGUUUCCUCAGCCACUGGCGCCGCCCCGGGCUCAGCCAGCCAGCUCCAGCCUCCCCAACCCUCUUCAGCCCGGCUGGCCCUGUCCAUCCUGCACCUUCAUCAAUGCCCUGAGCCGCCCUGGCUGUGAGAUGUGCAGCACACAGCGGCCCUGUGUUUGGGACCCUCCGCCCCCAGCCUCCACCUAGACCCACCACAGGUGAUAACGUCCUUGAAGGCCCAAGGUCCCGGGAUUGCUGCGUGAACUUCUCAGGGGAUGGCGGCUCAGGGUUUGGGGGAAAGGGAGCGCAGCAGUCAUUAAAAACACUUACCAGCCGCCUGUGUCCCCUGCCCCACCUUUGUGAAGAGCCGGAGCUUCAGGAGGGGCAGGGCAGGCCCUCACUGCUGGAGCCCAAACGUGGGCCCCCAGUCUCGGAGGAGCAGACCCCGGGCCUCCAGGGGCCUCCCUGGCUGCUGCUGACCACCCGGCUGGGGCUGCGGAGCCCAUGCAGGCCCUCUGAGCCCCUGGGCACACCGUCCUCUUCCGCUCAGUUCCUGCUCCAGGCAGGAUGACAGACCAACAACGGCAGUGGGGUUUGGGAUGUUUUUUGGGUAAGAGUAUAAAAACUUUUUUAAGGCUGAAAGAUCUUCUACCUGCCAGUUCCCUCCCCAAAUGCCACGCCAGAGCCAGAAUCAGGCCCAGGACCCCAAGCCCUUGGGCCAGCACCUGCCUCCCGGGAGCAUCAGCGGAAACUGGAUGCAGAGCAGAGGCAGGACUUCAUCCCAGGCAUUGAUCCGGGACGCAGGCUCCCCAAGUGGAGCUUAGCCCGCCGUGGCGUUAACACCCACCCACCCACCAGGGGUGUGACCACCACUGAGGUCACACCUUACAACCCCCUUGUCACUGACAUGCUGCUGUCUACACCCAGCCACUAACAGCAGUCUGGCCUGGACCACCCAGUGGCCACGGUGGCCAGGACACUGUCCUGUUAGAAAUCCCUUGAGGCCGGCGCCGGUUCAACUGGCUAAUCCUCCACCUAGCAGCGCCGGCACACCGGGUUCUAGUCCCGGUCGGGGCGCUGGAUUCUAUCCCGGAUGCCCCUCUUCCAGGCCAGCUCUCUGCUGUGGCCCGGGAGUGCAGUGGAGGAUGGCCCAGGUCCUUGGGCCCUGCACCCCAUGGGAGACCAGGAGAAGCACCUGGCUCCUGGCUUUGGAUCAGCGCGGUGCGCCGGCGGCCAUUAGAGGGUGAACCAACAGCAAAGGAAGACCUUUCUCUCUGUCUACUCUGUCAAAAAAAAAGAAAGAAAUCCCUUGAUCCCCGGUAUAGUUCUGGCCAUUGCAGCCAGUUGGGGAGUGAACCAGCGGAUGAAGACCUCUCUCUCUCUGCGCAACUCUUCUAAAUAAAUAAAUCUUUAAAAAAAAAAAA
This is a messenger RNA of Lepus europaeus (European hare), 2369 nucleotides long. It is a transcript of the gene SHARPIN, whose product is annotated as SHANK associated RH domain interactor. The transcript has 9 exons. Bases 1 to 1152 code for a protein of 383 amino acids. Gene Ontology annotation, molecular function: ubiquitin-protein transferase activity; ubiquitin binding. Gene Ontology annotation, cellular component: LUBAC complex. NCBI's taxonomy places the organism in Eukaryota, Metazoa, Chordata, Mammalia, Lagomorpha, Leporidae. The record is from RefSeq and is a predicted model, not a curated record. Gene Ontology annotation, biological process: protein linear polyubiquitination; positive regulation of canonical NF-kappaB signal transduction; proteasome-mediated ubiquitin-dependent protein catabolic process.